Messenger RNA from Yamadazyma tenuis ATCC 10573, 1956 nucleotides. It is a transcript of the gene LKH1, whose product is annotated as bifunctional aminopeptidase/epoxide hydrolase. Gene Ontology annotation, biological process: proteolysis. Gene Ontology annotation, cellular component: cytosol. The record is from RefSeq and is a predicted model, not a curated record. Gene Ontology annotation, molecular function: zinc ion binding; metallopeptidase activity; epoxide hydrolase activity. NCBI's taxonomy places the organism in Eukaryota, Fungi, Ascomycota, Pichiomycetes, Serinales, Debaryomycetaceae.
UAAUUGUGACAUGACAGGAAGAGAAGCCAUUCAACAUAAAAGACCUGCCAUUUCCCCAGAAUUGGACCCUUGCACGCUUUCUAACUACUAUGACGUGAAUAUAGUGUCAAGCAACUUAGACCUUGUGGUGUCGUUCGACAACAAAACUGUUUCUGGCCUGGUGACUUACGUUUUAAAGUUUGCUUCAAAACGGGUGUCAAAAUUGACUUUAGACUGUUCUUACUUGGAUAUAAAAGGGGUUUCAGUUAACGACAAGUCAGCUCCAUUCACGAUGCUUCCCAUAUCUGAACCUUUUGGAUCUCCACUUGAAAUCUCCUUGGAGACCAUUGUCGACUCAGAGUUUUCUGUGUCUAUAACCUAUGCCACCACAGAAAAGUGUACGGCACUUCAAUUUAUAAAUGGUGAUACUGGCCCCUACUUGUUUUCCCAGUGCCAGCCGAUACACGCUCGAUCCUUAUUUCCAUGCUUCGACACUCCAGGAGCCAAGUCUCCGUUUAAAUACAAGGUAUAUUCGCCUCUGAAGGUGUUAAUGUCUGGGUUACCGGAGGAAACCAUUGAAAAGGAUGUUUAUUACUUCAACCAGCCCAUUCCAAUCCCAUCCUACUUGGUGGCCAUUGCCUCAGGUAACAUUGUUUCCGCUCCAAUUGGUCCUAGAUCACUGGUAUAUUCAGAAGAACCCAAGAUCAAGGAAUGUCAAUGGGAAUUUGAGCAGGACAUGGAAGACUUUAUUCAAGUGGCAGAAAAAUUGACUUUUAAAUACGAAUGGUCCAAGUUCGAUGUGUUGGUCUUACCGCUGACAUUUCCGUAUGGUGGUAUGGAAAAUCCAAACAUCACGUUUGCAACCCCAACCUUACUUUGCAAGGACAGGUCUCAAGUGAAAGUGCUUGCACACGAAUUGGCCCAUUCGUGGGCUGGAAACUUGGUCACAAACUGUUCAUGGGAGCACUUUUGGCUCAACGAAGGUUGGACGGUAUACUUUGAAAGAAGAAUCUUAGGAGCGAUUGCCGCAAUAAAGGCCAAAAGAAGUGGAAGGCAAGAUUACGAGGAGUAUGGGGAGAAGUACAGGCAUUUUGCAGCGUAUCUUGGUUGGAGUGAAUUAGCUCAAACCAUUCCUGAUUUGGCUGUGGAAUCGACUUCUUUGAUAUGGAAUCUCACCAAUCAAGAUCCAGAUGACUUCUACUCAAGAAUUCCUUACGAUAAAGGGUUCACUUUCCUUUAUUACCUUGAGAACAAGCUCGGAGGGACUAAGGAGUUUGACGACUUUAUUCCUUUCUACUUCAAAAAGUUCCGGUACCAGUCCAUUGAUUCCUUCCAAUUCAUUGACCUGUUGUAUGAGUUUUUUGUCCCAAAGGGGAAACAAGAGGUAUUAGAUUCUAUUGACUUUGAAGCAUGGCUUUUUGCACCUGGUUUGCCCGAAUAUCAAAAUUUCGACACCAGUAUGGUAGAUGAGUGCACUAAUUUGGCUGAUAAGUGGAUUUCUUCCUUUGUAAAGGGUGAUGUGGAUUUGAUUAAAGCCACUUUUGACCAAGAAAAGGACUUUGCCAGUUUUGAUGCCAACCAACAUUUGGUAUUCCUUGGAAAUCUCUCCAAACAACUUGAUUCCACGGAUGUUGAUCCUUUGUUGGUAAGAGUAUUCCCUGAUGUUUAUCCAUAUUACAGUGAAAGCCAGAACUUUGAAAUCAUCUUCAACACCAGCAGUCUUUUGAUCAAAUACGGCUCUUAUUCCGAAACAGAUACCACAGUGCAACGAUUCGCAAGCUGGUUGCACACGGUGGGGAGAAUGAAGUACGUUAGACCAGGUUACCGGUUGUUAGCCAAACAUAUUUCCCGGGACUUUGCAAUAAAGACGUUUGAAGCCAACGACAAUUAUCACCCAAUUUGCAAAGCCUUAGUCAAGAAAGACUUGGGCAUCUAAAUACUAAUUUUGCAGCCAUAAAAUAUAUGACCUUGCCUAAA